GCUGCCCCAGCCUAUAAAGGCGCGGGGUUUUCUCAAUGAAGCCGGGACGCACUGCGGGGUCGGGCCCAGCCGGGCACCCGGGAGUCAGGAGUCAUCUUGCCAACCGCGGUCCCCGCCGCCCCUCCGCGCCGAGAUGAAGUACAUCGUGGGCAUCGGAGGCAUGACCAACGGCGGCAAGACUACCCUGACCAACAACCUCCUCAAGGCGCUGCCCAACUGCUGCGUGAUCCACCAGGAUGACUUCUUCAAGCCCCAAGACCAAAUAGCAGUUGGGGAGGACGGCUUCAAACAGUGGGACGUGCUGGAGUCCCUGGACAUGGAGGCCAUGCUGAGCACCGUGCAGGCCUGGGUGAGCAGCCCCCGGAAGUUUGCCCGUGCCCACGGGGUCAGUGUCCGACUGGAUGCCUCAGACACCCACAUCCUCAUUCUGGAAGGCUUCCUGCUCUAUAGCUACAAGAACACGCCUGGAGGCUCUGGGGUUGUGUGCUUUGGCCCACGGGCGCUGACCAUGUCCUCCACCCCUGCCAGGCCCCUGGUGGACUUGUACAGCCGAAGGUACUUCCUGACCGUCCCCUAUGAAGAGUGCAAGUGGAGGAGAAGUAGGCGAAGCUACGCGGUCCCUGAUCCCCCUGGCCUCUUCGACGGCCACGUGUGGCCUAUGUACCAGAAGUAUAAGCGGGAGAUGGAGGCCAACGGUGUGGAAGUGGUGUACCUGGACGGCAUGAAGUCCCGCGAGGAGCUCUUCCACCAGGUCCUGGAAGACAUUCAGAACUCACUCCUGAACCGCUCCUAGCAAGGCCCAAGAGGAGGGGCCCAGCCCCCACUGCAGGGACCCACACACAGCUCCGGCCACAGCGCGGCCAGCCGGUGGCACUGCAGCCGGGCACUGCGUGACCAUUCCCGUCGGAGAAGUCUUGUACAGAUGAGAGUGGACGCCCCGCUCAUAGCCCAGCAGCUUGGGGCCCACGAUGCAUCAUCCAUAACCUCAACGGCGGCUUACUUAUUAAACCUGAUCCUGUUUUUUA
This is a messenger RNA of Budorcas taxicolor (takin), 1025 nucleotides long. It is a transcript of the gene NMRK2, whose product is annotated as nicotinamide riboside kinase 2. Gene Ontology annotation, cellular component: cytoplasm. The record is from RefSeq and is a predicted model, not a curated record. The transcript has 7 exons. The coding region runs from base 134 to 793 and encodes 219 amino acids. Lineage: Eukaryota; Metazoa; Chordata; Mammalia; Artiodactyla; Bovidae.